AUGACUCACUCCGCAGCAGUAGAUGAUGUUGAGGGAUCCAAAAUCUACGCAAUCACACAGCCCCUGAGGCCAUAUGGAAUCAUCGAGGGUCUGACAGCACUGGAGCGCGCCGGCAAAGAGACUGCUAUCGAAAGAGCCCUCUCGCUCUUCACUUCACACGGAGAAAGCAUCCCUGACACCGGUAUAGAUUACCCUGCUCACGAGGUCAACUUUGGGCAGUCUAUCGUGGCACCAGUAGCUAUCUUCCUCCUGGAGCUGGCCAGGUACACUGGCGAGGACCGCUGGCCCGAGGCAGCAAAGGAGCACUUCGAUCUCCUCCUCCUCUUUGGCGGACAACAGCCCGACUACCACAUGCACGACGUCACCAUCCGCCACUGGGACGGCUACUGGUUCGGCAAGGACCGUAUGUGGGGAGAAGUCUUCCCAUACUAUUGGAGCACGCUGACGGCCAUUGCCAUGCACCACUACGCGAAGCUCACCGAGGACAGAUCGUACGGGCGUAGGGCACAGGAGGUGCUCAAGUCCAAUCUUGCUUUGUUCUCGUCUGAUGGCACGGCAAGCUGUGUGUGGCUGUAUCCGAAGACGGUCAAUGGCAGGGCCGGGCACUACAAGGAGCCGUACGCCAACGACCAGGACUGGGCUCUCAAUCAACAUCUUCUUCUCACAGAUUCACUCUGA
Molecule: messenger RNA, 678 nt
Organism: Clonostachys rhizophaga
Lineage: Eukaryota; Fungi; Ascomycota; Sordariomycetes; Hypocreales; Bionectriaceae
Source: the annotation of a GenBank genome assembly